Messenger RNA from Talaromyces marneffei, 732 nucleotides. RefSeq lists its product as uncharacterized. Gene Ontology annotation, molecular function: orotate phosphoribosyltransferase activity. Gene Ontology annotation, biological process: pyrimidine nucleotide biosynthetic process; 'de novo' pyrimidine nucleobase biosynthetic process; pyrimidine ribonucleoside biosynthetic process. Bases 1 to 732 code for a protein of 243 amino acids. The record is from RefSeq and is a predicted model, not a curated record. Lineage: Eukaryota; Fungi; Ascomycota; Eurotiomycetes; Eurotiales; Trichocomaceae. The transcript has 2 exons. Gene Ontology annotation, cellular component: cytoplasm.
AUGGCUACCCCUCAAUCCGCUGAUCAGGACUACAAGACCAAUCUCCUUUCGCUGCUCAUAGCCAACAAUGCGCUUGCAUUUGGAACUUUCACAUUGAAGUCCGGUCGCGAGUCGCCGUACUUUUUGACCUCGAGUCGUCUCUAUACCGCCCCUCUGUUGCGCCAGGUUUCAGCCGCGUUCGCAAAUACUAUCUCUUCCCCGCCUUUUGUGAAUAUAGCUGCCGACGGCGCUAUCACCCCGAACUUCGACAUUGUUUUUGGUCCCGCCUACAAAGGAAUCCCAGAAUGCGUUGGUGUCGUCAACGAACUCGCUACCCGGGACGCGCUUGCCGGCACAAAGACAUGGGAUAACAUCAGCUACUCCUUCAACCGUAAAGAAACCAAAGACCACGGUGAGGGCGGUAAUAUCGUCGGAGCGCCCCUCAAGGGCAAGCGCGUUUUGAUCGUUGACGACGUCAUCACCGCUGGUACCGCGCUCCGUGAAGCUGUUGGAAUCAUUCAGAAGGAAGGUGGAGUCGUUGCUGGUGUUGUUUUGCUGUUUGAUCGCCAGGAAAGAGUCAGUGAUACCGAACAGAAGAGCGCUAUUGGAGCCGCGGAGAGGGAUCUUGGAGGAGAUAUUCCCAUCCGUGCGGUGUUGGUGCUCCAGGAUUUGAUUGAUAAGCUUGGAGAUAAGAUCGGCCAGGAGGAAGUGCGCAGGUUGGAAGAGUACCGAAACAAAUACAAGGCCCAGUAG